GCGGCACCACCCGUUCAACGGCCGGCGCUCAUCCAACCGUGGCGGAGCACCAGCCAGUAUAUUAUACCCCCACUAAGUAACCACUGCGUUAAUCGAACAUCCUCAACACCGCCAUAUACGUCAAUAAUCGUUCCUGAAUUACUCCCCAAAUUCUGAACACAAUGGCUCCCCACGCAAAUUCGGAUGUUGCUGCCAAUGGCGCCGUGAACGGGUCCGCCCAUGCUGCUCGCGCCCCUCUGUUUACCGUCAACUCGCCCAAUGUCGAGUACACCGACAAUGAAAUCAAGAGUAGCUAUGCUUAUCAUACUACCGAUAUCACCCGCGCCGCGGAUGGUAAGCUUGUCGCCACCCCCAAGGCGGCCAACUAUCAGUUCAAGGUCGACCGUCAGGUCGGCAAAGUUGGUCUGAUGAUGGUCGGCUGGGGUGGUAACAACGGUUCCACCGUGACUGCUGGUAUUAUCGCCAACCGCCAGAACCUUACUUGGGAGACCAAGGAAGGUCCGCGUGCUGCCAAUUACUAUGGUUCUCUUGUCAUGAGCUCUACUAUCAAGCUUGGAACCGACUCCAAGACCGGCGAGGAGAUCAACAUUCCCUUCAAUGACAUGCUGCCCAUGGUCCACCCCAAUGAUCUUGUCAUUGGCGGCUGGGACAUCAGCAGCAUGAACCUUGCUGACUCCAUGGACCGUGCCCAGGUCCUUGAGCCUACUCUCAAGCAGCUUGUUCGCAAGCAGAUGGCCGAGUUGAAGCCCCUGCCCAGUAUCUACUACCCUGACUUCAUCGCUUCCAACCAGGAGGACCGUGCCGACAACGUCCUCGAGGGUUCUAAGGCUACCUGGGCUCACGUGGAGAAGAUCCAGGCCGACAUUCGCAACUUCAAGGCUGAAAAUAAUCUCGACAAAGUGAUUGUCAUGUGGACUGCCAAUACUGAGCGUUACGCCGACAUCGUCCCUGGUGUCAACGACACCGCUGACAACCUUGUGAACUCCAUCAAGACUGGUCACGCUGAGGUCUCCCCCUCGACUGUCUUCGCGGUUGCCUGUAUCUUGGACAAGACUCCUUUCAUCAAUGGAUCCCCUCAGAACACCUUUGUUCCCGGUGCUCUUGACCUCGCUGAGAAGCACAAUGCCUUCAUUGGUGGUGACGAUUUCAAGUCUGGCCAGACCAAGAUGAAGUCUGCUCUAGUUGACUUUCUGAUCAACGCUGGUAUCAAACUUACUUCGAUUGCCAGCUACAACCACCUUGGUAACAAUGACGGCAAGAACUUGAGCUCUCAGAAGCAGUUCCGUUCCAAGGAGAUCUCCAAAUCCAAUGUUGUCGAUGACAUGGUUGCUGCCAACCACAUCCUGUACGAGAAGGAUGAGCACCCCGACCACUGUGUUGUGAUCAAGUACAUGCCUGGUGUUGGUGACAACAAGCGUGCUCUGGAUGAGUACUACGCGGAGAUUUUCAUGGGCGGCCACCAGACCAUCAGCCUGUUCAACAUCUGCGAGGAUUCUCUGCUUGCCUCUCCUCUCAUCAUCGACUUGGUUGUUCUUGCCGAGAUGAUGACUCGUAUCAGCUGGAAGGCGGAUGACGCCGCUGAAUACAAGGGCUUCCACAGCGUCCUCAGCGUGCUGAGCUACAUGCUCAAGGCUCCCUUGACUCCUCCUGGCACCCCAGUUGUCAACUCCUUAGCCAAGCAGCGCAGCGCUCUGACCAACAUCUUCCGUGCCUGUGUUGGCUUGCAGCCUGAAUCCGACAUGACUCUUGAGCACAAGCUGUUCUAGAGCCGCACCCGGAACUCUUUUUGCGGGAUAAUUCCACGCAAAUUGUGCCCUUCCGUUCGCCAACUAUAGCCACUCGUUGAAAUGCAUUGAACACAACCAGAUUGAUCUACGUGAUUACAGAUGUUCCCGUCUAGUUUUGUAGAUCUUCCUUCGUAACCGUAGGCUCAAUAACUUUACCGCUGGCUGCGGGGACGAGUAUCCCUACAACAUGACUGCAGAGGAGGAUCCUCCUUGGAGUUUUAUCAACGGAAUUGAGAGUUCUGCACUCCGGGCACAUCUUCUUUCUCUUCAAAACGUACCAGGAACUAACAAUCAACCCCCGGGGUUCCUCUUAGCCCACUUGAUUCCGCAUCCUAGUCGUAAUAUCCAC
Molecule: messenger RNA, 2136 nt
Organism: Aspergillus versicolor CBS 583.65
Lineage: Eukaryota; Fungi; Ascomycota; Eurotiomycetes; Eurotiales; Aspergillaceae
Product: inositol-3-phosphate synthase INO1
Exons: 2
Coding region: 162-1766 (534 amino acids)
Biological process (GO): inositol biosynthetic process; phospholipid biosynthetic process
Cellular component (GO): cytoplasm
Molecular function (GO): inositol-3-phosphate synthase activity
Source: RefSeq, a predicted model, not a curated record